GAGCCCAGGCCCUGCACACAGGCCAGGACCAUGCACGGCCACCGAGCCCCUGGGGGAGCUGGGCCCUCGGAGCCGGAAUCCCCGGUCGCAACCCCCCCUGGCGCCUCUCUACCGGCCUGCGCCAACUCGGACCCUGGAGCCUCAGAGCCUGGACUGCCAGUGCGCAGGGGCUCAGGCUCGGCUCUUGGCGGCUCCCUGGAGCCCCAGUUUUCCGGACCCUCGGACGUCAGCCUGGGCGCUGCUCCAGGCCCCCGGAUAUUGCCCUGCGGCCCCAAUCCACAGCACCACCGGGCCCUGCGCUUCUCCUACCACCUGGAAGGCUCGCAGACUCGGCCUGGGCUGUACCAGGGAAACCGGAUCCUGGUUAAAAGUUUAUCCCUUGACCCUGGCCAGAGCCUUGAGCCUCAUCCAGAAGGUCCCCAGCGGCUUCGCUCAGACCCAGGUCCCCCCACUGAAACCCCCAGCCAGCGUUCUUCACCACUGAAGCGGGUACUGGGCCCAAAGCCACAGGUUCCCCCAAAGCCCAGCUACCUACAAAUGCUCCGGGUGUCCCCCUUAUCUGAGCCUAUCCCCCCCCCACCAUCACGUCCACUGCCUGCAGACCCCCGAGUGGCCAAGGGCCUGGCCCCCAGGGUGGAGGCCAACCUGAGUUCUGCAGCUGUAUCCUCACUGAUUGAGAAAUUUGAAAGAGAGCCUGUGAUCGUUACCUCGGAUAGGCCAGCCCCUGGCCCCAGCCCAGGGACUCGAGAGCCAGCCAUGUUGCCACAGCUACCCCCACAGCCACCAGUCCCUCAGCUCCCUGAGGGUGAGGCCUCCCGUUGCCUGUUCCUGCUGGCUCCUGGGCCCAGGGAUGGUGAGAAGGUACCCAACCGGGACAGCGGCAUUGACAGUAUCAGCUCGCCAUCCAACAGUGAGGAGACCUGCUUCGUCAGUGAUGACGGGCCUCCCAGCCACAGUCUCUGCCCUGGGCCCCCUGCCCUGGCCAGUGUGCCGGUUUCCUUGGCCAACCCCCACCGGCCCAACUCCCAGGAGGUUGACAGUGACCUGGAAGAGGAGGACGACGACGAGGAGGAGAAGGACCAAGAAAUUCCAGUACCCCCGAUGGAGAGACAGGCAUCUGUGGAGUUGACUGUGCAGCAGAAGGUGUUUCACAUUGCCAAUGAGCUCCUGCAAACUGAGAAGGCUUAUGUUUCCAGGCUCCAUCUCCUGGAUCAGGUGUUCUGUGCUCGGCUGCUGGAAGAAGCUCGGAACCGCAGUUCCUUCCCUGCUGAUGUUGUCCAUGGCAUCUUCUCUAACAUCUGUUCCAUCUAUUGCUUCCACCAGCAGUUCCUGCUGCCUGAGCUAGAGAAGCGCAUGGAGGAAUGGGACCGCUACCCACGCAUUGGGGACAUCCUACAAAAGCUGGCGCCCUUCCUCAAGAUGUAUGGAGAGUAUGUGAAGAACUUUGACCGGGCUGUGGAGCUUGUCAACACCUGGACAGAGCGCUCCACUCAGUUUAAAGUCAUCAUCCAUGAAGUACAGAAGGAGGAAGCCUGUGGCAACCUGACAUUGCAGCACCAUAUGCUGGAGCCUGUGCAGCGCAUUCCUCGCUAUGAGCUACUUCUCAAAGACUAUCUGCUAAAGCUUCCCCAUGGCUCCCCAGACAGCAAGGAUGCCCAAAAGUCUCUGGAAUUGAUAGCCACAGCAGCAGAGCACUCUAAUGCUGCCAUCCGCAAAAUGGAGCGAAUGCACAAGCUGCUAAAGGUAUACGAGCUGCUAGGGGGUGAGGAGGACAUUGUUAGCCCCACCAAAGAGCUCAUAAAAGAAGGCCACAUCCUUAAGCUGUCAGCAAAGAAUGGGACCACUCAAGAUCGAUACCUCAUACUAUUCAACGACCGCCUACUUUACUGUGUGCCCAGGCUGCGGCUCCUUGGCCAGAAGUUUAGUGUGCGGGCACGCAUUGAUGUAGAUGGCAUGGAGCUAAAGGAGAGCUCCAACCUCAAUCUGCCUCGAACCUUCCUGGUGUCAGGAAAGCAGCGCUCCCUGGAGCUCCAGGCCAGGACUGAGGAGGAGAAGAAAGACUGGGUCCAGGCCAUCAACUCCACCCUGCUGAAGCAUGAACAGACGCUGGAGACCUUCAAACUAUUGAACUCAACCAACAGGGAAGAUGAAGAUACCCCCCCCCAUUCUCCAAACGUGGAUCUUGGGAAGCGGGCACCUACACCUAUCCGGGAGAAGGAAGUAACCAUGUGCAUGCGCUGUCAGGAGCCCUUCAAUUCCAUCACCAAACGCAGGCACCACUGCAAGGCUUGCGGGCAUGUGGUUUGUGGGAAGUGCUCUGAGUUCCGGGCCCGCCUCAUCUAUGACAAUAACCGCUCCAACCGUGUAUGCACUGACUGCUAUGUGGCCUUGCACGGGGUGCCUGGGAGCAGUCCAGCCUGCAGUCAGCAUACACCCCAGCGCCGGAGAUCCAUCCUGGAGAAACAGGCCUCAGUGGCUGCGGAGAACAGCGUCAUCUGCAGUUUCCUUCACUAUAUGGAGAAGGGUGGGAAAGGAUGGCACAAGGCAUGGUUUGUGGUCCCUGAGAAUGAACCCUUGGUGCUAUACAUCUACGGAGCCCCUCAGGAUGUGAAAGCCCAGCGUAGCCUGCCCCUCAUUGGCUUUGAGGUGGGCCCUCCUGAGGCAGGAGAGCGGCCUGACAGAAGGCAUGUCUUCAAGAUCACCCAGAGCCAUCUCAGCUGGUACUUCAGCCCUGAGACAGAGGAACUACAGCGACGCUGGAUGGCUGUGCUUGGUCGGGCAGGCCGUGGGGACACGUUCUGCCCAGGGCCCACACUGUCUGAGGACAGGGAGAUGGAAGAGGCACCAGUGGCAGCUUCAGGAGCCACUGCUGAACCCGCUGAAACACCCCAGACCCAAGACAAGAUCUAGAGCGUUUGGGGGGGAACUGGGAGCCCUCAUCCCACACCCUUGUCCAACUGGGGGCUCCAGCCCCUUCCCUCCCAGCUCAGUCAAUACUUGAACUCCCAUCACGGGCACUUUCAAUCCUGAAUGCUGGGUCUUGGGUUUUUAAUUCAUCUUUUCACAAAAUGUGGGCUUUAAAAAAAAUAUUCCUACAGUGA
Molecule: messenger RNA, 3101 nt
Organism: Otolemur garnettii (small-eared galago)
Lineage: Eukaryota; Metazoa; Chordata; Mammalia; Primates; Galagidae
Gene: FGD1
Product: FYVE, RhoGEF and PH domain containing 1
Exons: 18
Coding region: 31-2910 (959 amino acids)
Biological process (GO): cytoskeleton organization; filopodium assembly
Cellular component (GO): cytoplasm
Molecular function (GO): metal ion binding; guanyl-nucleotide exchange factor activity
Source: RefSeq, a predicted model, not a curated record